ACAGUAUGGCAGCCGUCGCGCUGAGGUCCUGCCGCAGAGGACUUUCACAGAUUUUAAGUAAUGGAGGGCUCGCAGCUUUGUCUUCAAAGCGUUUGGAAGGAGACAGAAGACACAAGUCCACAGUUCAGUAUGCUUCACGACCAGAACUUCCGAAGUUGGCAUACAGAAGAGUGAAGGGGAAGAGCCCAGGUGUGGUCUUCCUCCCAGGAUAUGGCUCCAACAUGAAUGGGCAGAAAGCUGAAGCACUGGAGGAGUUCUGUAGGUCACUAGGGCACUCAUAUCUUAGGUUUGACUACACAGGACAUGGGGCCUCAGAGGGGGUGUUUGCAGAAGGAACUAUUGGUACCUGGAAAAAAGACGUCCUUUUUGUGUUGGAUGAAUUAGCAGAGGGGCCACAGAUAAUGGUGGGUUCCAGUAUAGGCGGUUGGCUCAUGCUAUUGGCAGCCAUUGCAAGACCAGAGAAGACUGCUGCACUGGUGGGCAUCUCCACUGCUGCUGAUCACAUUGUCACAUCAUUCAACACUCUUCCUCUGGAGGCACGUAAGGAGUUUGAGGAGAAGGGGGAGUGGACAGUGCCCACCAAACACUCAGAGGAGGGCAUUUACAAGUUUAGCAUGAACUUUCUGCGUGAGGCAGAGAAUCACUGUGUGCUCCAGAGUCCCAUCCCCAUCACUUGUCCCGUGCGGCUCAUCCAUGGGCUCAAAGAUGAGGACGUCCCCUGGCACAUCUCCAUGCAGGUUGCAGAACGUGUCCUCAGCCCUGAUGUGGAUGUCAUCCUUCGGCGGCAUGGCCAGCACCGUAUGUCUGAGAAGGACGACAUCAAACUCAUGGUCUACACUAUUGACGAUCUCAUAGACAAGCUGACCACUAUGGUCUGAGUAAGGGAUGGGAGAGUGAGCUUGAGAGGUUGCUGGGUUAAGGAGAGAUGGACUGUGUUUACUGGGAAGUCAACCCUCAAGGAAAUUACCAAACAAUGGCAUGUUUCUUUGCCAAAUAUGACCUUUAUCCAUCUCUGUUAUCCUCCCCGUACUUCAUCUGUCAUUUUCACAUGCCGUUACAGUGCAAACUAUAUUUAAAGGGACCUCUCCUGUUAGCUGUUCCCUUAUAUCUUCAGGUUGCAUUUGUGCGUGUUCCAGGUUAUUAUGUUGACUGUUAUGUUGGUCAGCCAUUGUUAGGUCUGCCAUUUGCUGCUGUCUCUGCCACUGUUCUUACUGUUUUCCCUCCCUCUUUAAUUAGAUGCAUAGUUUUCCUGUGCCUUUUUUAAUCACUUUUCACCCGUUUUGGCCAAUAAAACCUCUGCACACUA
This is a messenger RNA of Seriola dumerili (greater amberjack), 1306 nucleotides long. It is a transcript of the gene abhd10b, whose product is annotated as abhydrolase domain containing 10. The transcript has 5 exons. Bases 6 to 878 code for a protein of 290 amino acids. Gene Ontology annotation, cellular component: mitochondrion. NCBI's taxonomy places the organism in Eukaryota, Metazoa, Chordata, Actinopteri, Carangiformes, Carangidae. Gene Ontology annotation, biological process: protein depalmitoylation. Gene Ontology annotation, molecular function: hydrolase activity, hydrolyzing O-glycosyl compounds; palmitoyl-(protein) hydrolase activity. The record is from RefSeq and is a predicted model, not a curated record.